Messenger RNA from Diaporthe batatas, 1432 nucleotides. RefSeq lists its product as uncharacterized. The record is from RefSeq and is a predicted model, not a curated record. The transcript has a single exon. NCBI's taxonomy places the organism in Eukaryota, Fungi, Ascomycota, Sordariomycetes, Diaporthales, Diaporthaceae. Bases 140 to 1168 code for a protein of 342 amino acids.
GCGCCUUCUCAGUUGGCACGGCUCGUCCCUCACGCCGCGUGUCCCACUCAAAACACCAGGUCUUGCACAACCCGCGCCCUCAGUUUCCUCUCCCAAUCUUUGACCUUUUCUUUAUCCAAGACUGUCGCUCAAACACAAAAUGGGAGACAAACCAAAGGACCCAGUUGCUGAAGAGAUACGUUCAAUCCUGAGCCGCCGAGUUUCAGGAUACGAGUUACUUCUGCUAGACUACGUGACACCUCUCCUCCACAAAGAGCUACUAGAUGCGACUAAGCAGAACGAAGAAAUCCUUCAGCGGCCUGAUCCCACUACCCCACAACAGCAACGUGCUGCCCUCCAACAACUCGGACAUCUCGACAACCUAGAUGAGCAGAUUUCGGAACAUUGGAAGGAUCUGCACAGGGGCAUUGUCCCCCGGACCGCCCUUUUUGGCAAUCUCAUAGGAUACCAAUGGUUCUUGGCAAAAUCAAUCAUACUAGAUUACGCAGGACACUCACAGCGAGAGAUUAAUAUGGACUCUUGGGUAUCUAGGAGGAUUGAGGAGCUGGAUCUUCCCCAGAAAACCGGGGGGGAGAGCAAGAACGACAGGGAUUCCCGAAUAUAUCAACAAACAAUCGCUACUCCUAUCAAGGAGCUGAUGCUAGACCAAGGGCACGUCGAGAAAAGAAUCAGGCUCGCCGCAGCUGAGCCAUAUCCAACCGGCCAGAUCUACCGCCUGAUUGACGAAUGUGACUGGUCGACACUGGCAAUGAUGCUGUCUCGCGACCGGGAGCUUGCCGUCACCCUGUACAGCGGGAAACCGCUGGACCCGAAGUCAUAUGACGACAACAUCGCUAAGAUUGUCCUCCGGGAAAUGGACGAAGUAAGGGACAGGUAUUUCACAGAACUCUCCAGCCCGUCCACCUAUACCACGAGCAAGCACGCACAAGAACGAUCGGCCAGGAAGGAAGCCGGUCUGCCACUCGAGCCGGUAACAAGGAGGCGCCAAGAGGGGGACUGGGUCUCGGCGGCUGCCAAGGGUAUCUUCAACAAGGUCGUCAGCAGCCUUGGGCUUGGGGCGGGCGCGAGGCCCGGACCGAGCGUCUACCCCAGCCCCUCAGGUGAUUCUUCCAGACCGAGCAUCGAUUCGACAACUCAUCUGCUUUCUUCGAAGGACCGGCAAGACUGAACGCACGUUUCUUCUCCGGGGAUAUGGUCUUUGACUUGCUCAAGGCUAAAGAUUAAGCCGCCGUGACUCCAGAUUAUAAAGGGUGUCAACUCAGUCGUACUGAUGAUGAUGAUCGCGAGCAGGUGGGCUUGAUCAGUGGUUUUGUUUCUGAUACCCAUACCUAUAGUACAUACAUGACGCUUUCAUACAAUGGUAAACGCUCAUGACACCGCCUUUAAAAAAUAUAUGGUGUCUAUAAGAAUGAUUAAAUUCGAUGGGUGAAAC